This is a messenger RNA of Strongylocentrotus purpuratus (purple sea urchin), 420 nucleotides long. RefSeq lists its product as uncharacterized. Gene Ontology annotation, molecular function: nucleic acid binding. The record is from RefSeq and is a predicted model, not a curated record. Lineage: Eukaryota; Metazoa; Echinodermata; Echinoidea; Camarodonta; Strongylocentrotidae. Bases 1 to 420 code for a protein of 139 amino acids. The transcript has a single exon.
AUGUUGAAUGACUUUGUGGUACCUCAACUGGACCAGGUGUUCCAACGGCAACGACGUGGAGUCUUUCGCAGGGCUUGGUGGGCACAUGAUGGUGCACCAGCCCAUGGAGCAAUAGUUGUAAGAGACCGAUUGCAGGCACUGUUUGGUCCACGGAUCAUUGCUCUGCACCAACCACAUGAGUGGCCUGCAAGGUCCCCGGAUCUGACGCCGUGCGAUUUUUUUCUCUGGGGCACACUUAAGGAUGUUGUUUUCUCAACACCACCAGUUGACUUAAAUGACUUGAGAGCAAGACUCACAGAUGCAGUUGACAGUGUACGCCAGGAUCAACAGAUGAUCAGACGGGCUGUAAGAGACAUGGAGCGACGAUGCGAAGUGUGUAUCCAGAGAAACGGUGGCCACGUUGAAGGGCCGGGACCAUAA